Molecule: messenger RNA, 4217 nt
Organism: Pseudonaja textilis
Lineage: Eukaryota; Metazoa; Chordata; Lepidosauria; Squamata; Elapidae
Source: RefSeq, a predicted model, not a curated record
GUCCCGCGCGGAAGAGCGUCGAGCGUGCGUGUAUGACGCAGUUUCGCCGCCGCCACCCCCCCUGUCGCGACCCCUCGAGCGGCUGAGGCGAGUAUCGUGGAGGCGGAGCCGCUGCCGCCGCCGCCGUCGCCUCCGUCCGGCUCUCCGUCGCAAGAGAGGCCCCUGCGAGCGAGCGAGUGCUAGGCCGGGCCGUGGGCCCCGAGCCGAACGCUUCUCCCUCUCCUCGGGAGGCCCAGCCCUGAGGAGAAGAAGUGGUUUUGAGACACUGAAAUAUCUUCAACAUGUUUAAUAAAUCUUACGGAACGCCUUUUGGCGGCACCACAGGGGGAUUUGGGACAACUUCGACUUUCGGACAGAAUACUGGCUUUGGGACGACCAGCGGAGGAGCCUUCGGGACGUCCGCCUUCGGAUCCAGUAACAAUGCCGGGGGGCUCUUCGGUAGCACUCAGACCAAGCCAGGAGGGCUCUUCGGGGCAAGUACUUUCAGCCAGCCGGCCACGUCGUCCACUAGUACCGGUUUUGGUUUCGGCACGUCCACUGGAACUUCCAGCAGCCUGUUUGGGACCGCCAGCACAGGGGGAGGCCUCUUCUCAAACCAGAGCAAUGCCUUUGCCCAGAACAAGCCGGUGGGGUUUGGCAAUUUUGGGACAAGCACCAGCAGCGGAGGGUUGUUUGGCACCACAAACACAACCUCCAACCCAUUUGGGGGCACAUCUGGCUCCCUUUUUGGGUCUACAAGCUUUUCGGCCGUCCCUACUGGCACCACGAUUAAGUUCAACGCACCAAACGGUACGGACACCAUGGUCAAGUCUGGCGUCAGCACCAACAUCAGCACCAAGCACCAGUGCAUCACUGCUAUGAAGGAGUAUGAGAGCAAAUCGCUCGAGGAGCUCCGCCUGGAAGACUACCAGGCCAACAGGAAAGGCCCCACCAACCCAGUGGGAGCUGGAGCCACGCCGGGCUUGUUUGGAUCGUCCACCGCUACGUCCAGCGCGGCCACAGGACUCUUCGGCUCCUCCACCACCAACACGGGAUUUUCGUACGGGGCAAAUAAAACACCAUUCGGAACCAGUACCACUGGUUUUGGCACAGGAACCGGAGGUCUCUUCGGCUCGACUCAGCAGACGCCCAGCCUCUUCAAUAAACCUUUUGGUCAGCCCACCACAGCCCCAAACACGGGCUUCUCCUUCACCAACACCAGCACCCUCGGGCAGCCCAACACAAACACGAUGGGCUUGUUUGGAGCUGCCCAGCCCACACAGACGGGAGGCCUUUUUGGCACAACGGCCAAUACCAACACAGCAGCUGCGUUUGGAACAGGAACCGGACUCUUUGGGCAGCCCAACACCGGCUUCGGUGUCGGUGGCUCGUCUCUCUUUAGUAACAAGACCGGAGGCUUUGGCACCACGACCACCAGCGCACCCUCGUUCGGGACGACAACUGGAUUUUUUGGGUUCAAUACCAACGCCACGGGAAACAGCCUCUUUGGAAACAAGCCUGCGACCGGGGCGCUGGGUCCAGGCCUCGGGGCAGGAUUUGGGACAGCCCUUAAUCCAGGGCAGAAUUCGCUCUUUGGCAGCACCCAGCCCAAGCUGGGGGGCACACUCGGGACGGGAGCCUUUGGUGCCCCUGGAUUUAACACAUCAACUGCCACGCUGGGCUUCGGAGCCCCGCAGCCUGCUGUGGCUCUGACAGACCCCAACGUUUCUGCGGCCCAGCAGGCCGUCCUGCAGCAGCACCUCAACAGCUUGACCUACUCGCCCUUCGGGGACUCGCCCCUCUUCCGGAACCCCAUGUCCGACCCAAAGAAGAAGGAGGAGAGGCUGAAGCCAACCAACCCGGCGGCCCAGAAAGCGCUGACUACCCCGACACAUUACAAACUGACUCCCCGCCCGGCAACCCGCGUGCGCCCCAAAGCUUUGCAGACGGGCGGCUCCUCCAAAUCCCACCUCUUCGACGGCCUGGAUGACGACGAGCCUUCUCUGACCAACGGGGCCUUCAUGCCCAAGAAGAGUAUUAAGAAGCUGGUCCUGAAGAACCUCAACGGCAACAGCCUCUUCUCCCCCACCAGCGCCGAUGUGGAUGACCUUGCCUCGCCUUCCGUCUACCCCGAGAACGGGGAUCGUCCCUGCAGCAGCAAAGGAAGGAUUUGGGGGUGGGUGGGGGUGGCAGUAGCUGUUGGUCACCCCGCCUUCCCUCUUCCUGAUCACCCCCGCAGGGUCUCCGAGUCCCCCUUCAAGGUGCACCUGGAGAAGCUGACCCUGGACGGCAAGCCCACCGACCGCGUCUACCUGCCCGCAUUAGAGAUCCAGCUGAAGCACAGCACCGUCCACCUGGAUGACCCCUGCCCCUUCCUGGCCCCCAACCCGGGCGUGGCAGCCAUCCACGAAUACGCCGCCUGGGCCUCGGAGGCGUCAGAAGACGCAGGAGGAGGAGAAGGAGAAGAAGAAGCCGUGGUGAGGACCUGGGGCCUGGUGUGGCGCCUGUGCGAGGCGCUCUGGGGCCGCCUGAAGGAGCUGGAGGGCCGCCUGGAGGAGCCCAGCGAGUACGGGCUGCUGCUGGAGCGCCGGAGGGCCUUCUCCCGCUGGCUCUCCCGGACGGCGGCCCAUCGCAUCCAGGAGGAGGUGGCGCUCCGGCAGAACGACGCUCCCGCCGAGGCCGUCUUCAGCUACCUGACCGGGAAGCAGAUCAGCAACGCCUGCCACCUGGCCCAGCAGUCUGGGGACCUCCGCCUGUCUCUGCUCCUCUCCCAGCUGGUGGGGAGCCAGGAGGUCCGGGAGCUGCUGGCCCUGCAGUUGGCCGACUGGCACCAGCUCCAAGCGGACGGCUUCAUCCAGGACGAGCGGCUGCGCAUUUUCUGCCUCCUGGCUGGCAAGCCGGUGUGGCAGUUGUCCGAGAAGAGGACCAUCAACGUGUGUUCCCAACUGGACUGGAAGCGCUCCCUGGGGGUCCACCUGUGGUACCUGCUGCCUUCCACAGCCCCCCUUUCGAAGGCCCUCAGCGUGUACGAAGCCGCGUUCCAGGCCACCCCAGAGGGAGAGGGAUACGCCUGCCCUCCGCUGCCUCCCUACCUAGAGGACUCCGGCUACGUGGCGGAGAACGACAACGCCCAGCGGCCCCUGCGCGACGUGUGUUUCCACCUGCUGAAAUUGUACAGCGACAGGUGCUACGACUUGCACCAGCUGCUGGACCCCCGGAGCGUCACGGCAGACCCCUUGGACCACCGCCUCAGCUGGCACCUGUGGGAAGCGCUCCGGGCCCUGAACUACACCCACCUGUCGGAGCAGUGCCAGGGGGUGCUGAACGGGAGCUACGCAGCCCAGCUGGAGAGGGAGGGGCUGUGGGAGUGGGCCGUCUUCGUCCACCUGCACACCCCCAACGCUCGAACGCGGGAAAGAGCCGUGCGGGAGCUGCUGAACCGCCACUGCAAGCUGCUGGAGUCGCCGGAGUCCGGGGACAAGGAGGCCUUCCUGACGCGGAAGCUGUGCGUCCCCCCGGAGUGGAUCUACGAGGCGAAGGCCCUCUGGGCCCACAGGGAGGGCGACAAGGCCCGGGAGGCCCUCUACCUCUUCAAGGCCGGCCACUGGAACCGGUGCCACCAGCUGGUGGUCAGGCACUUGGCUUCGGACGCCAUCAUCAAUGAGAACUACACCUACCUGAGGGGGUUCUUGGAAGACCUGGCCAGCCCCGAGCGCUGCAGCCUCAUCCAGGGCUGGGACACGGCCGGGCUGGUCUUCUUGGACUACCUCCGGGUCAUCGAGAUGGUCAGCAGGAUUCAGCAGCUGGAGGUCACCGGCUACGAGCUGGAGGAGCUCCACUCCAAAGUGAUCUCCCUCUGCGGCAGGAUAGAGCUGGUCCAGUGCCAGGGUGCCAAGGACAGGCUGGCUCAGUCGGAGAUGGCCAAGCGCAACGCAGACAUCCUCCGCGUGGUGCUGAGCUUGCAGCACCCUCCAGACCCGGCCUGUGGCGCCACCCCCGACGUGCAGAGGGUCCCGCUGCGCCUGCUGGCCCCCCACAUCAGCCGGCUCCCCAUGCCGGAGGACUAUGCGCUGGAGGAGCUCCGCGGGCUGACCCAGUCCUACCUGCGGGAACUGAUGGUGGUGGCCCAGUGAGGGAGCCGCCCUGCCUGCGAGUUGGGGGGGGGCCCGCCUGCCGUCCCUUUGGACCCAGCGGGAGGGCGGGGGUACAGGACGCCUUCCUGCUUUUGGGGGGGAGGG